Molecule: messenger RNA, 714 nt
Organism: Neohortaea acidophila
Lineage: Eukaryota; Fungi; Ascomycota; Dothideomycetes; Mycosphaerellales; Teratosphaeriaceae
Exons: 1
Coding region: 1-714 (237 amino acids)
Source: RefSeq, a predicted model, not a curated record
AUGCGCAUCACAUUACGCAAGGCGGCGCUAUUAUCCUUGCCCGUCCUGGCAAGCGCCGUCUCGCUCUCCGACCUUGCGCCUCGCGCUCAGAAUCUACCACCGGCCUGCAACAAAGUGUACAAUGAGCAGAUACCAGGAUGCACUGCCAGCGACUUUUCGUCACAUGACUGCAGUCGGUCGUGCAUUCUCGGCCUCUACGCCCUCGUCGACCCGAUCAGAAAUGCGUGCGGAAAUAGAGGGAUCACUGGCGAGAACUUGAUCGUGGCCUUUCUUGCAGACAUCGGACCGCAGCAGAUCUGUGUUAACGCCCCGACCGGAACAAGCUUGCCGCCGCAAACGACCGCUUGGCCUCCCCCACCCCACAUGGGACCUGGUUCGUCAGCAUGGCCGUCACAAACCGAGCCUUGGGGCUCCACGGUCACGGCGGGCAUCAGCACAGCGUCCAGCUUGCCGCCCAGUGACACAAGCAGUCUUGUGGUAGAUACCUCGAGUGCGCCGACCAUCCGCGCGUGGACUUCGCCGACGACCACAUCAGCCAAGACUCCCACGGCAACGUCGUCAACCGCCAGUCCGCAAACCAAUUUUGGCGACCAUAGUGGCGGUGGCAGUCCGUUCGAUGCCUCGGGCAAUCUCGGGGGUGCCGGCAGCAUCUCUUUGUCGAUAGCUGUGGCACUCUUGUCAACGGCGGUAGCCCUCUUCACCACAUUCCGAUGA